Orycteropus afer afer is the source of this 1839-nucleotide messenger RNA. Lineage: Eukaryota; Metazoa; Chordata; Mammalia; Tubulidentata; Orycteropodidae. The record is from RefSeq and is a predicted model, not a curated record.
AUGAACACGAGCGGCCCGAGCUACCCGCUGGCUUCGCUCUACGUGGGCGACCUGCACGCCGACGUGACCGAGGCCAUGCUCUACGAGAAGUUCUUGCCGGCUGGGCCCAUCCUGUCCAUCCGCGUGUGCCGGGACGUGGUCACCCGCCGCUCGCUGGGCUACGCUUACAUCAACUUCCAGCAGCCGGCCGACGCGGAGCGGGCACUGGACACAAUGAACUUUGAUGUGAUCAAAGGCCAGCCGAUCCGCAUCAUGUGGUCCCAGCGAGACCCAGGACUCCGCAGGUCGGGUGUGGGCAACAUCUUCAUCAAGAACCUGGAGGACUCCAUUGACAACAAGGCCUUAUACGAUACCUUCUCCACCUUCGGGAACAUCCUCUCUUGCAAGGUGGUAUGUGACGAGUGCGGCUCCCGGGGCUUUGGGUUUGUCCAUUUUGAAACCCACGAGGCAGCGCAGCAGGCCAUCAGCACCAUGAACGGGAUGCUGCUGAAUGACCGCAAAGUCUUCGUUGGCCACUUCAAGUCUCGACGGGAGCGGGAGGUGGAGCUGAGGACUCGGGCCCUGGAGUUCACCAACAUCUAUGUGAAGAACCUCCAGGUGGACGUGGACGAGCAGGGCCUGCAGGACCUCUUUUCCCAGUUUGGGAAGCUGCUGAGUGUGAAGGUGAUGAGGGACGACAGCGGCCACUCCCGGGGCUUUGGCUUUGUCAACUUUGAGAAGCAUGAGGAAGCCCAGAAGGCUGUGAUGGACAUGAACGGGAAAGAGGUGAGUGGGCGGCAGCUCUACGUGGGCCGGGCCCAGAAGCGGGUGGAGCGGCACAGUGAACUGAAGCGCAAGUUUGAGCAGAUGAAGCAGGAACGGCUGAACCGGUACCAGGGCGUGAACCUGUAUGUGAAGAACCUGGAUGAUUCCAUUGAUGACGAGAAACUGAGGAAAGAGUUCUCGCCCUACGGAGUGAUUACCAGUGCAAAGGUGAUGACAGAGGGUGGCCACAGCAAGGGGUUUGGCUUUGUGUGUUUUUCCUCUCCAGAAGAGGCGACAAAGGCCGUGACAGAGAUGAAUGGGCGCAUCAUCGGCACCAAGCCACUGUAUGUGGCGCUGGCCCAGCGCAAAGAAGAGCGGAGGGCUAUCUUGUCCAACCAGUACAUGCAGCGCCUCUCCACCAUGCGGGCCCUUAGCAGCCCCCUCCUGGGCUCCUUCCAGCAGCCCACCAGCUACUUCCUGCCCGCUGUGCCCCAGCCUCCAGCCCGGGCUGCGUACUAUGGCUCUGGCCCUGUGGCCCCCAUCCGGCCUGCCCCAAGGUGGACAGCCCAGCCACCUAGACCGUCGUCUGCCUCAAUGGUUCGGCCCCCAGCCACACCUCGGCGCCCCAUGGCUCACCUCAGUGGUAUCGGGCAGACCUCCACCCAGGUGCCGCACUCGGUGCUCCACACCCAAAGAGUGGCCAACAUUGGUACCCAGACCACAGGGCCUGGCGGGACCGAAAGCUCUACGUCAGGCCGGUCCCUCCUGCCGUACAAAUACUCCUCAGCCGCACACAACGUUCCCCGGGUCUUGGAGCAACCUGUGCACAGACAAGAGCCCCUGACCGCGUCCAUGCUGGCUGCAGCCCUGCCGCACGAACAGAAGCAGAUGAUUGGUGAGCGGCUCUACCCCCUUAUCUAUGGCAUCCAUGCCCAGCUGGCCGGCAAGAUCACAGGCAUGCUGCUCGAGAUUGACAACUCGGAGCUGCUGCUCAUGCUGGAGUCUCCAGAGUCCCUCCAUGCCAAGAUAGAAGAGGCCGUGGCCGUGCUGCAGGCACACCAGGCCCUGGAGCAGCCCAGAGUGCACCUGCCCUGA